GCGCAUGCGCGGGCCUUCUUACGCGCUGAGGUAACCUGGAGGGCGCCAUUUUUGGUUGCCGCGCGGCGGCAUCGGCGGCGAUCGCACCGCAAACCAUGGAGAAUUACCAGAAGUCCAAGGUAGUGGAGAAGCCUUCUCCUCUCCCUUUCACCAAUUUGCCCUCAGACAUCAUUGAAAUGAAAGUGAAGGAUGGAAGCAAGAUCCGGAAUCUGAUGGGCUACGCCAUUGGCAAAAUGGAGCAAGAGGCAACAAGGCAGAUGCUCUUCAGUGGAGUUGGCAAAGCCAUCAACAAGACCAUCACCUGCGUAGAGAUCAUGAAGCGGAGGCUGAAGGACCUCCAUCAGAUCACAAAACUGUUCUUUCAGCAAAUAGAGGAGAUCUGGGAACCAAUCGUGCCAGAGGCUGGCCUAGAUCCCCUGACUGUGAAGCGAAAUAUUCCUGCCAUUUGUGUUUUGUUGAGCAAAGAAGCCCUAGAUCAUCAGGAGCCAGGCUAUCAGGCUCCCGGAUCUUUUGAUGCCUUCUGGUUGGAAACGCUGAAUUCGGAUCCCCAAAGUCAGCCCAAAAGGAAGAGAGGUGGCGGGAGAGGGGCCGGCCAUGCAGGAAAGCAUCCUUCCUCUGCCUUUUGAGAAGAACCCAAAAAAUAAGCCUCAGUCACGCUGAGUGAAUUACUUACCUACAGAGCCAAAGAACGCUGGUCGGUGUUCGCGUUGAGAGAGGAAAAUUGAGGAUCUUGGUGGAAAGAGGUUGAUUUAAAGGAAGUGGAAGAAAAGAGGCUCGAUCAGGUUGAUCAUCAGCAUCUGACGACGUGGUUCUUUUCCUUUCAAAAGGAAACAAAUGCUCCGGUGGAUUGUUUUGAGUUCUUGAAGCAACAAUGAUUUAAAAGAGCCUUCCUGGUUGAGGGAGAUGUGGAGAACCUGUGCCUGUUUACCAAGAGGGUAGCUAUAACAUUUGCCUAUUUUCCUCAGUGGAUGACUGUUGGAUGUUAUAAGGAUCUUAGGAUCUGCUUCUGUGAUAGGGCAGGAAUCCUCUGCUUCCAGAAUUUGAUGGUGACAGGAGAAGGGUGCCCUGAUUUUCCUAUGCUCUGAUUUUAACACAGGGCUCUUCAAACUUGGCAACUUUUAAGAUUCAAAUUUGUGGACUUCGACUCCCAGAAUUCUGGGAGUUGAAGUCCACAAGUAGCCAAAUUUGGAGAGCCUCCCCCCCCCCAUUGUAACAAGCAUCUGCCUUCCUGUGUAGUCAAGAGAUUCCAUAUUUGAUUCAGCAUAAAGAUGAGACGGUCUUGUCUUGAUUGCCCAACAUGCAGAAGGUGCACCUCAGAAUGUCUAAAGAUGAUUGGAAAAAUGCUGAGAUUAUUCCGAUUGUUAAAGAAACAGAUAGUACAACAAUACUCAUCUUCAUUUAACGACCCCAUAAUCCCUUGCGGGGUGGAGCCAGGGCAACUGAAGGGAGCUAGCAGAGUAUUUUAAUUACUGGAUGCCCUUUCUGAUGCCAAGAUUGUACAACAAUACUGUUUUAGUAUAUUUAUUUUUAGUUAAUUUUUUUCAACAUUUGAAAAGGCUGCUUGUCAGAGUGCGCACAGUGUGACUACUGUUUUGAGACAACCCAAAAGCAAAAUACAGUAACAGAAGUUUUGUCUUUCAAACAGUGGUUUAUAUAUAAGACAUAUAUUCAUACAUACACAGGUUAGGCAAAUACCAGGCAAUCAAUCUUCAACUCUACAUAGAGAACCACAAUGGAUAGAACACGAGGAGAGAGAUACAGGUUGUCUCUCUCCUCGUGUUCCUACAGGUAACACAGGUUAUGUAGACUGUAAACACAGGGUCAAUCAA
This is a messenger RNA of Thamnophis elegans (Western terrestrial garter snake), 1829 nucleotides long. RefSeq names its product ribonuclease P/MRP subunit p25 like (gene RPP25L). Gene Ontology annotation, biological process: tRNA 5'-leader removal. The record is from RefSeq and is a predicted model, not a curated record. Lineage: Eukaryota; Metazoa; Chordata; Lepidosauria; Squamata; Natricidae. The transcript is spliced from 2 exons. Gene Ontology annotation, molecular function: RNA binding. Gene Ontology annotation, cellular component: ribonuclease MRP complex. Bases 96 to 626 code for a protein of 176 amino acids.